CGGAGCGGUGGUGCUCUCGCUUCGUGUUCCUCGUGGACUUCAGUCUCUCUCUCUAUACGUACCGGGAGGUAUUGCCAUCGGCCGGGCCGGUUAGCACGGCGGUAUCCAGAUUUUGCGGCUUUGCGAGCUUCCAUCGUGCGAGAGGCAGCAGCGACGGCGGCACCAGGACCGGCCAACGUGAGUCGGAGAGGAUAGGACGAGAGCGGGAUGAGAAAUCGCCGGCUGUGUGGAGGUUCACCUGGUGAUAUCCUACUCGGUUGACAUAAAAAAGAACGCGCGUGGACCGGUCCACGCUGGUCCAAUCUAACGGAUAACUCGUCUCGCCCUCUCUCCCGUCUCCGUGAGUUUCCACUUCCGUGAUGUUUUCCGGCUCGACGUACUAGAUCGGUGAAAUAGUGAGAGACUGUAACAUUAUGGCACGUAAAAUAUUAGUCUGAGUUACUGUGCGUUUGUUUCAUUAAUCAUACUUCUAUAAGAAUACAAUUAAAGAAAAGAAGGAAGGGACACGCGUGACUCAUUCGUCGAGCAUCGCCAAGGAUCAGCAGACGGCGCAAAAUUCCAUCCGGAAACUUUCUAAGUUCAACCCGUAGCCGUUCUCUCGCCAUUCCAGAGUACUCCGGAGCAAGAACGAUUACGGAGGAAUUGCGCGCGCGAAUGUGUGCUGGCUGCUGGGGUACGAUCGCGACGCUGGUAACGGAGGUCGUCCCGCAGCAAGUCCGUCGGAAAAUGUAGAAGGACGUUGCGACUGCGUACGCGGUUGACAGACGACGAGUAAGAAGCGAGAAGCGGCGCGGUAACUCGUUAACCGGUUUCCGCGGAUCGGCAUGCAGAACGACACGUAGCCGAGAGGCUACGCACGCCAUCGAGAGCUCGCUCACGGAUCCUUCGUGGAUGUGUCGCACAUAGGACCGGAAUCCCACGGGUCCCAUGACGUCGCGAUCGUCGUCACCUGCUAAUAAUACCGCGUCCUCUCGGGGGAGACACGGGAGAUCGGCGGCCGCAGAGGGAGGAAGCGUCAACGACGGACUCUCGACAGCUCUCUCCGCGAUGGAUGUACCUUCGGUACCACCGUAUUUCCGUUACCGAACGGAUACCGGCGUCUCCGAUUGCGUUAACCGUACGAGGAUCGAGCGGUGCUCAUCCGCCUGUUGCUGUGAGAUAUAGGAUUGGAACUUGGUGAUUUCGAGGAGGCGCCUCCUGGUCCCGCGAUAGGUCGCCGAUAUAUCGUCGACGGAAUAUCCUCGGAAGAAGUGUUGGAUGGCGGCUUAACAUUUUAACGCGCCGACGUGCCAGUCGUCUCGUGCGUCGUUGGAAAGUGCGUCGCGUAGUGUCCGUGAAUGUGUGACCGGAAAUGUGUGGAAUAUUUAUGUCGGAAAUGCGAAUGACCGGUGUGAUUGGUGGUGAUGGUCGCGCUUUUCAUAGAUCUGACAAUGCCGAAUUGUUGCCUUGUCAUUUAAAUCGGGGAUAAAUGCCGUUCGCCGCUCGAUUUUCACGCGCGGUCGGUGUUCGGGGAGAAAGUAUCCUCUUUCGUGAAAGUUAAGGGAGACGGUGCGUUUUGGAAGGACAACGUGCAAGUACAACGGUCGCUGUGGCAUGAGGAGGCUUGCACGCAGGCGCAAUAUCCCGGCCGCAUUCUUUGCGAUUAUGGGACGCCUUGGCAAAGGCUCGCAGAGCGCGACGAGGCCCAUUUUCAGGGUGCAUUAUCGGAAGCUCGUGGACGAGUACUCGCAGCAGGAACAGUUGAGGUUCAUGCCCGCGCUACCUGACUAUAUGUCGUAUUGCUGUUGCCGAUGUGGUCACACUCAAAAGCUGAAAGCGGAGGAGCUGAACACCAUCGUUGGCAAUGCUUUCCGCAUGGCGUACGUGGCGCAGCUUCAGCGCCAACCGAUCCUUCAGGAUGUAAUCUCGCCGCGAUCGACGACAUCCUAUCGCAAGGACAAGCAGGAGCAUCGAACGUCGUGGAACAAAUCACUGCCCGCAGACGACACGAUCGCCGCGGGCGCUUGCAGGAGUCCGUCGUCGAACUCGUGGCUGAAAAGUCGGACGUCGCCCACCUCCAGGACUGGAAGGGGUCCGUCCGCAGCGGAUAUGAACGUGCAGCUCGGCAGCGCCGGCUCGCCCACGCUGCGGCUCGCCAGCGUAAAGACGCCGAACACGAUCCCGGGUCUGCGGCCGUCGUUCACGAACGUCCUCGGGCCCAUAACGAACGUGGACGAGCCGAAGAGCAUAUCCCAGCAGAGCACGCCGAGCAGCGAUGAGAGCAACUCGCCGACGGAGUUAAACUCGUACAAGAGGCUAACGGACAAGCCGCCGCUGAUAAAGCGGCUGGCGAUGGGUUUGACAGGUGGACGCGACGUUCUUGGGCUGAACGGUGAGGAUGACAGCUGCCCGCUCGUCAGCGGUAGCAGCACGCCGACCAGCCCAUCGAACAGGCCUCAUUCCGGGGGCUACAUAAACGAGGCGAUCAUCGACUCGGAGGGUACGAGGCCGUCAUACAACAAAAUCCCGCCGUCCGAGAGCCUCGACAACACCAUCAACGCGUCCAUCACCAACGCGAAGAACUUCAACAUCGAGAACAACAGGAUAGGGCACAAUUGCCCGGACACGGGCACGGAGGCGGAAUUCAAGUCGAAAAGAAGAUCGCAAAUUAGCACGUCGAGCAGCUCGGUGCCCGCUGACGGAAGCACUCAUGGCUCCACGCCAACCCCGCCGCCUUUACCCGAGAGAACAGACAGCCUGAAUAAUCGAAGCGAGGAGGCCGAGCUACGCAAGGCGCCCUGGUUUCAAGCUGGAAUACCCAGAGAGAUAACGCUGGAGGUAUUGAGCCAAGAGCCAGAAGGAGCGUUUAUGGUGCGGGAGAGUACCAGCAAGCCCGGAUGUUACGCCCUCUCCCUCCGUGUGCCCCGUGAAUUCCAGCCGAGCGGAAUAGCCCAUUAUCUCAUAAUGCGUACAAACAAAGGUUACAAAAUCAAAGGCUUCACAAAAGAGUUCACAACGCUCACCGCGCUAAUCACUCACCAUUCAGUCAUGCCGGAACUAUUGCCGUGCCCGUUGUCGCUAAGCCGAUAUAAUCCGAGCUUCGUCAAGACUGACUCCAGCAAGGAUUUCGCGGACAUCGAUUCGGACCCGGAUUACAAUACCCUGGCGGAUUUUCGCAAAAUGAUGGCCGAUCUGAAUGUCUAGAACGAUCGUCGAGAAUUAUAUAUAUCUCUCUCCGUACUUUUCUGCGAUUCGUCGAUUCAUGUGAAACCAGUUGGAACGCGAGGCACCGUUCGGUAUAUUUGUACCUGGAUCGAUUUUGUGCCAUUGAAUUGUACGUAAAAAGCCGACGUUUACUCGCGAUCGUCGUCCGCGAAGAGAUCGCGGCAACGCACAUUGGACGACGCUUAAGUUAACGAAUCUAUGUUCCGGAAAGACUCGCACAGCCACCAAGUGAUACAUACUCGUAAGUCAUUAAUAACGGUAAGAAACGGUAGCGUAGAUAAUUUAAUAACUCCUAGUGUUAUAUAUGACGCGUGACUGGAAUAGCGAUGCGAUUUUUUCUUUAUUACAGCACGCGCGCCUAGCGAGAUAUUAAUUUUAAGCUUGUUAUAGCGGACGAAGCGCGAAACAAUCGACGUCUGUCGAAUCUUCAAUCAGAGUAAAUUAUUUUCGCAAAACGGACUAUAUGUUCAAGCGAUCGUUACGAAGGUUUAUUAUAUUUUUUGCGAGUUUUUCCAUGGUUAAACGGAAGUAAAUCGAGUUUUGUUAUCGUUUGGAUCGCUCCCGACAGUUGCAACGAUGCCAAACGAUUCGUUAAUAUAUCCUUGUUAUAAAACGCGCAAUAGUCGAAUGAUUGGAGAAUUAAGAAGAUAAGUAGAACGAAUCAAUUCAUUGCGGAAGGUUACGAAUUUAAGAAAAAUUUCAAUUUAUAAUUAAAAUGUCAGGUUGAAAGGACAUUAAAAAUACAUGACAAUUCAAAAGAAAACUGAAGGUGAUAUGUGAAAGACAUGUUCUCUGAGAGAAAAAUCGAUAACUUCUUUUCAGAAUAGCGUGUUAUAUUAAGAUAUUUUCCAUCUAGUUCCUCUCUCGAUUGCAGCUUCACGGCGUCCGAAAAUGAUUUAGUAAUUUUUAUUCGACUGAAACGGUUAUCUAAUAUUGUACUUUUUGUAAGAUGUAUCGAAGGAAUAUUGAGGAUCAAUAUAGUUUAUCAUCGUCACACAUAACGUAAACUAUAUUGAUCUUUAAUCGCUCCGAAAGCAGGAAGGCUGUUGUAUAAUAGGCAAUGCGACCACCUCUUCCGCUUUGACUAGACGUUAUAAUUAAUCAAAAGCAUAUACUUGAAAUGUGAAAAAUACGAAGGAGAGCGUCACAUAUUCUGUACCUCGAAGAGAGUUGAACAGCUUAAAAAUGUCCGAGCUUGGGAGUAAAUCAAGACGUAACUGGUCCAUUAUCGAACGUCGAAGUUAGAUUCUUUCGUUAAUAUUUAAUCGCAUUCCCGAUAGUAUAUCGCAAUCCGAUGCUAUAUCGAGAACCAAAAACGAAAAUAACAUUCGCCGAAAUUUCGAUGAAAAGAGAAAUAGCUCGUUCUCGUUUAGAAUUGAAAAUGGAAUAAAUAAUUUCGAUUGCCAGAUGUUUCGACUAAUAUCUCGUAUAAAAUAACGUGAAAAAUAAAAAUUUCAAAUUUAUUUCUCACUCCACAAAUGAAAUAAUACAAAAAUAUUGGAAGAUAUUCUAUUAUAAUUUGAUGAAAUGUAAAACAAGAAAUGAAGACGGAUGAAAUAUUUUUCGCUUUUGGUCCCUGAUCGCAAUAUUGAUGUACAUGUGUUUAUAUGUAUAUAUGUUAUAAUUAUUCUCAUUCGCGCAUUAUAUUUCCACACGGUAUAUUUAACUAGUAAACGUCAAAGAGGAUUAGUAAACGGCAUGGAAUCUUGGAAAUGCGAUUACGCCUAAGAGAGGACACAGAACUUCCUCGAAAUUUCGACUCGGCGAAACACGAAUUACCAUAAUAGGCGAUAAUUUAGUUUCUCAGCUAUCCUAGUCUUGUACAGAAAUUUCGCGCAUAGCUGCGACAAUGAAAUUCAUACUAUUAUGCGUAGAUAACUAUCGUAUUUAAGCGAUUCUCAGCGGCGACCAGACACUAAAUCGCGUGGCACGUUUUUUAUACACCAGAAAAUAAUUUUCCGAGUAUAAUCACCACGUAUUAUUAAUUUCUUGACUAUAUAUACGAGCUAUUAAGACUACAUCGAAAUCUUUGAACUGCCAGUGUAACAUCUCAUCAAAAUCGUUCAUUACUACCAUCAUUCAUUACGAAAAAUAAGAGCACAGAUUAAGCCCGCUACGAUAUCGGUGAUUAAAUUUUGAUGCUGCAGGGAUAUAUGAGAAUAUAAAGGCGACAUAGCAUACACUUUUGUAGCAUCAAAUAUUACAUUUUCCAAAGUGAUAACGGUUUCGAUUCCUGAGCGAAUGGAGCAAAUAAGAAUGCAUUGAUAACGUGUCGACGAAGUUUUAUAUUGAGAUUUAUAUCUAGUAACGCAUUGUAGAAACGCACUGCGAGAAAGCUCAGACUGAUGCAUAUGGUGCAUUGAAAUCGUAUGUAUGAUAUGUAUAAUAGAUUUGUGCGAAUAUGUAUCGCUGUGACUUUCUGCUUCUACAAUGUGUUCCUAGUAACGCUUUCACGACAACGCGAACUGCGAAGUUACUGUAAUAACGAAACGGGAAGUCUCAUAGAAAUAUCUGUAUCUGCAAAAUAUCAUUAAAUCCACCACAAAUCGUUUUUUAAGAUCACGACUGCAAUUAUAUAAAGAAAGGUGUCUUGUAUUAUUAAUUUCAUGCACACGCGCAAUCCAAUGGAUCGAGCAAAAAAUUUAAAAUAGCGUUUUUGGAAGUUAAAAUAACGAGAGAAAACACGAAAAAGAAUGUUUGUAUUACGAAAUUGAUUAAUGCGUGCUAAGAUAAUCGCAGCAUAAUUAACUGUUGUAAUGUACGCUACGCAUGACAUUAAUCACUGCUUGAGGUUUGUAAUGUUUUAUGAAAUUAUUACCGCGAUGCGUUGUAUAAUGUCAAGAGAAAUUAUUUAUUACAAUAAAUAUAAUACAAAGUA
This is a messenger RNA of Temnothorax curvispinosus, 6082 nucleotides long. RefSeq names its product tensin-1-like. Bases 1594 to 3183 code for a protein of 529 amino acids. The transcript is spliced from 7 exons. Lineage: Eukaryota; Metazoa; Arthropoda; Insecta; Hymenoptera; Formicidae. The record is from RefSeq and is a predicted model, not a curated record.